This is a messenger RNA of Trichosporon asahii var. asahii CBS 2479, 903 nucleotides long. RefSeq names its product positive transcription elongation factor. Gene Ontology annotation, biological process: DNA-templated transcription; transcription antitermination; regulation of mRNA 3'-end processing. The transcript has 7 exons. Bases 1 to 903 code for a protein of 300 amino acids. Gene Ontology annotation, molecular function: RNA polymerase II transcription regulatory region sequence-specific DNA binding; zinc ion binding. The record is from RefSeq and is a predicted model, not a curated record. Gene Ontology annotation, cellular component: nucleus. NCBI's taxonomy places the organism in Eukaryota, Fungi, Basidiomycota, Tremellomycetes, Trichosporonales, Trichosporonaceae.
AUGCCGAUGGAUGCGACGGCCCUGACGGCGUCGGUGAAAGAGCUGAACGAGGCGAGCGCUGGUGGCAAGACUGAGGCUUCUGAAGAAGCUCAAGGCCGAUGUCGAGCCCACCGAGGAGCUGCUGAGAGUAUCGCUGUCGGCAAGCUCCGCCAGAAUGCCACCCCGGGUGUCUCGUCUCUCGCGAAGGAGAUCGUGAAGCAGUGGAAGGAGGCUGUCGAGGAGAGCAAGCGGAAACGUAAACGCGAGGCUGAGGCCGACGGAUCUGCGCCGAAGGACGACGCCGUGAAGCGCGUCAAGGCUACGUCGGCGGCCCCGUCGAGUGGCGCCGCUUCGCCGGCUGCGUCAACACCUGCCGGCAGCGCUGGCGACCCUCGCAGCCCCAAGAGCCCGGCACCCCUCACGACGAUUGACAGCACCCGCACCACGCCGCGCAACUCGAAGACGGACGACAUGGUGUCCCGUCUCCGGAGUGACAGCACCGAUGCCGCCUCCGAGGACCUGACAUCAGACAAGAAGACGAUCGCCGAGCGGGCGAUUGGUAUCGAGCGCGAAGCUUUCAAGCUGCUCAAGUUCAACUCGGGCAACGAGUACCGUGCCAAGAUGCGCUCGCUCUUCCUCAACAUCAAGGACAAGGGCAACCCCGGUCUCCGCAACGAGAUUGUCCUCGGUCAGGUCACCCCGGACAAGGUCGUGCGGAUGAGCAAGGAGGAGAUGGCGUCAGAGAGUGUGCGUCUGCUGAACGAGAAGCUUGCGGAGAAGAACCUAUUCAAGGCCAAGGCGGUCGGUGUGACUCAGGCCGAGACGGACGCCUUCAAGUGCUCAAGAUGUCAGCAGCGCAAGUGCACGUACUACCAGAUGCAGACCCGUUCUGCAGACGAGCCUAUGACUUGUGGAGGAUGCUGA